Messenger RNA from Patella vulgata (common limpet), 1644 nucleotides. RefSeq names its product chitin synthase chs-2-like. NCBI's taxonomy places the organism in Eukaryota, Metazoa, Mollusca, Gastropoda, Patellidae. Gene Ontology annotation, cellular component: cell septum; cell periphery. The annotation marks the transcript as partial. Gene Ontology annotation, molecular function: chitin synthase activity. The transcript is spliced from 10 exons. The record is from RefSeq and is a predicted model, not a curated record.
AUGAUGGAAGCUAGUGAUCUGAAAGGUAAAUGGACUUUGGGAGAUACAGACACAAAAGAGACAGAUGAUCCUAAAGGAGAGAAGAAAGAUGACGUAGCUAUGAUAUAUAUCUGUGCCACCAUGUGGCAUGAGACUGAACAAGAAAUGAUUAACAUGCUAAAAUCUGUCUUUAGGUUAGACUCUGAUCAAAGUGCUAGAAAGUUGGCCCAGUCGUAUUUUGGAUUGACAGAUCCUGAUUAUUACGAGUUCGAAGCACACAUAUUUUUUGAUGAUGCAUUUCAAGCUCAUGACGAUACAUGUGUAGAUUUUCGGGUCAACGAUUUUGUUAAACAGCUGGUGAGGGUUAUGCAGCGAGCAGCAAGUGAUAUUCAUGGUGGAGGUAUGGAAAUUCAAUCACCAGUGAAGGUUGCCACGCCGUAUGGUGGCAGAUUAACAUGGAACAUGCCUGGCGGAAACAAGAUUAUAGCCCAUGUCAAGGACAAAGCGAAGAUCAGACAUCGCAAACGCUGGAGUCAGGUGAUGUACAUGUACUAUUUUCUUGGGUAUCAAUUACUCAGUAAGAAAAUGUCUAUGAAGCGAAAGAAGAUUCGAGCAGAGAACACCUACCUCCUAGCUUUAGAUGGAGAUGUAGAUUUUCAACCCAUGGCUGUACAGAUAUUGGUGGAUAGGAUGAAGACAAACCCUAAUCUAGGAGCGGCCUGUGGUCGCAUUCAUCCCAUUGGUUCUGGACCAAUGGUGUGGUAUCAGAAGUUUGAGUAUGCAGUAAGCCAUUGGUUAGCUAAAGCCACAGAACAUAUGUUAGGUUGUGUUCUGUGCAGUCCUGGAUGUUUCAGUUUGUUCCGUGGUUCAGCUCUGAUGGAUGAUAACGUCAUGAGGAAAUACACAACUCCACCAACUGAAGCCAGACACUAUGUACAAUAUGAUCAAGGUGAAGAUAGAUGGUUAUGUACGUUGUUGCUACAACAGGGUUAUAGAGUUGAAUAUGCUGCGGCGUCUGAUUCCUAUACAUUUGCACCAGAAGGAUUCUAUGAGUUUUACAACCAAAGGCGAAGAUGGACCCCUUCCACCAUGGCUAAUAUCCUUGACCUUCUGAUGACGUGGACAGCAACGACUAAAAAGAAUGAAGAUAUUUCCUGGCUGUAUAUGUUUUAUCAAACUAGCUUACUUACAUUCAGUAUUAUUACACCUGGUACGAUAUUCCUGCUAGUGCUUGGUGCUUUAAGAACAGCUUACGAAGACAUCCCUCUAUACGGUGCUUUAAUUCUUAAUCUAAUUCCUGUAUGUAUAUUUGUAUUUCUGUGUUUAAAGGCACCAUCAAAAUACCAGCUUGCAUUUGCUGGAAUUCUGUCUAUUUUCUACAGUUUACUUAUGAUGUUAGUAUUGGUCGGAUUAAUCAAACAAGUUGGUGAUUAUGGUUUUUGUUCUGUGACUACCAUCUUUAUGACCACGGUAGCUUCCAUUUUUAUUGUAGCUGCUUUUCUGCAUCCACAAGAGUUUACCUGUAUUCUCCACGGUUUUUUGUACUUUUUAACCAUUCCAUCUAUGUCCAUGUUAUUGGUUAUCUAUUCACUGGCUAACUUGCACAACGUUUCUUGGGGAACUCGUGAAGUUAAACAAGCAGCUCCACCACCUAAACAACAGGUA